GCGUGAAUUUGCUUUUAAACAUGGAGAGAAACGUUUACUGAUGAUUGAGUUGAGGUCAUUGAGGAAGGGUGAACGUGUAGAAGCUGGUGUUUUGGAUACUUGGGCAUCUUCUAUUGUGUAUAAACCAGCUGCAUACAAUACUGAUCAACUGUAUGAAAAGUUUCAAGAAAGUGUUAAUCAUGACAUUGACACUGCUACUUUCUUUUUCCCAGUCAUUGCAACUGAUCAAAUAUAUGUCAUCUGCAUUGAUUUGGAUGUUUAUCAAACAUCCAUACACAUACUUGGCAACUCUUCUGCUGAUGGUGCUGGUAUUGCCAAAUAUGGUGAUAUACCAUUUCUUUUGAAAGACUACUUUGUGAGAUAUUUGAACCAGAGGGAUUCAUACAGUGCUGCAAACAGACUAAAAAAGAUUACACCUCAGCGAAUGCUAAUGCAAUGGAGUGAUACCGAGAAGAAAGACGAUUCUGGAGUAUUUACAAUGUGCAUCAUGCAAACAUACAUGGGAGAUGACAGUAGUAAAAAUAAACAAUCAGAUCUUGCAGACCUCAGGGUCAAAUACAUAACAGCAAUUUUAACUGCUGAAAUCAAUGAACUGUCUUGA
This is a messenger RNA of Ipomoea nil (Japanese morning glory), 601 nucleotides long. RefSeq lists its product as uncharacterized. The annotation marks the transcript as partial. The record is from RefSeq and is a predicted model, not a curated record. NCBI's taxonomy places the organism in Eukaryota, Viridiplantae, Streptophyta, Magnoliopsida, Solanales, Convolvulaceae. The transcript has 4 exons.